AUGCAUCUACUACCGCGCGAACGUGACAAGCUUUAUCUGCGCGAGAUUGGCUUGCUUGCCCAGACGCGCCUCGCGCGUGGUCUCCGGCUCAAUGAGACGGAGACGAUUGCCCUGCUUAGCACAGUGCUGCAUGAAAUGGCGCGCUCGGGCCAGUACACCGUCGCGUCGCUCAUGCAGCGUGGUAAGACGAUCCUGGGAUACCGUCACGUUCGCCAAGGUGUCGCUCAAAUCGUGCAUGAAAUCAUGAUCGAAGCUACGUUCCCGGAUGGAACGUUCCUGGUCACUGUGGUCCAUCCCAUAUGCUCAUCGAGCGGCAGCCUGGAAGCAGCCUUGUACGGCUCGGGGCUGUCUGUGCCAGACGACAGUAUUUUCCCUCAGAUUCGGACGCCUGAAGGCCCUGUGCCUGGUAAGGUCAUGGCUCUCACAACGGCUCCGCCCAUCCAACUGUUCCCUGGGUACCGUCGCCGCAUGAUGGAGAUAACCAACACGGGCGACCGAGCCGUACAAGUGGGCUCGCACUACCCACUGCCCAAGGUGAAUCAGGCCCUGAAGUUCCCACGCGAUCAAGCGGAGGGCUACAAGCUCGACAUUGCUGCGGGCACCGCCGUGCGCUUUGAGCCAGGUGACACACGGCGCGUCACUCUCGUAGAGACAGGUCCCGCUUACAAGGCUCGCAUGAGUGCGAGAGACACGACGCCUUUGCCGGAUGCACCUGAACCAUUUUCACUCUCAAGAGAGGCGUAUGCAACGCUCUAUGGGCCCACGACGGGCGAUCGUGUGUGCUUGGGCGACACGAACCUGUGGGCCGUCGUCGAACGUGACUGCACGGUGUACGGCGACGAAUGCACGUUCGGCGGCGGUAAGGUGCUCCGCGAUGGUAUGGGGCAGACGUCAGGACGGCGAGCCACUGAUGUGCUCGAUACGGUCAUCACGAACGCGCUCAUUGUGGACUAUACGGGUAUCAUUAAGGCCGACAUCGGCAUCAAGGAUGGCCAUAUUGCGGGUAUCGGCACCGCCGGCAAUCCCGACACGAUGGUGUACGUGACUCAGAACAUGAUUGUGGGCUCGUGCACCGAGGUCAUUGCAGGCGAAGGCCUCAUUGUGACGGCGGGCGGUAUUGACACACACGUGCAUAUGCUGUCUAUGGACAUGUGUGAAGAAGGCUUAGCGUCAGGUAUUCUGACGCUGGUCGGUGGUGGCACCGGACCAGCGGCAGGCUCGCGGGCCACGACGUGCACGCCCGGUCCAUGGCACAUCCGGAAAAUGCUGCAGGCCACCGACACGCUGCCCAUAAAUAUCCUGCUCACGGGCAAAGGCAACGAUUCAGGCGAAAUACCGUUGCGAGAGCAAAUCGAGGCCGGAUGCGCGGGCCUCAAGAUCCAUGAGGACUGGGGCGCGACGUGCGACGUCAUCGACACGUGCCUGCGUGUGUGUGGCGAGUAUGACGUGCAGUGCACGAUCCAUACCGACUCGCUGAACGAAUCAGGCUUUGUGGAAGAUACGCUCCGGGCCAUCGACGGCCGCACGAUUCACACAUACCACACCGAGGGUGCCGGCGGCGGACAUGCGCCCGACAUUAUCCGUGCGUGUGGUGAGCUCAAUGUGUUACCCGCAUCAACGAACCCCACACAGCCUUACGCUUCCAACACGAUUGACGAGCACCUCGACAUGCUCAUGGUGUGUCAUCACCUGUCCAAGAACAUUGCUGAAGAUGUUGCAUUUGCCGACUCGCGAAUCCGCGCCGAAACGAUUGCCGCUGAGGAUGUGCUGCACGACAUUGGCGCGAUCAGCAUCAUGAGCUCCGACUCCCAGGCCAUGGGCCGCAUUGGCGAGGUCAUUUCACGCACAUGGCGACUCGCUGACAAGAUGAAGGCCCAGCGCGGUCCGCUGCGUACGACGUACAGCAACGACUCGCUCACGGACGACAACGCACGCAUCCGGCGCUACAUUGCCAAGUACACGAUCAAUCCGGCCGUGGCACACGGCAUCUCCCACGUGGUGGGAUCCGUCGAGGUCGGCAAGUUUGCUGAUCUCGUCGUGUAUAAGCGCGAGCACUUCGGCGUGCGUCCCGAGAUGGUCAUCAAGGGCGGGCAGAUUGUCAUGGGCAACACGGGAGACUCCAAUGGCAGCAUUCCCACGGUACAGCCGAUCUACCUGCGCAAGACAUUUGGCUUCCAACCGCGGUGUGCCGCCGAAAAUAGCAUCGCCUUUGUCAGCAAAGUAAGUCUUGCCAACGUCGGCCGCUAUGGCCUCAGCAAGCGCUGUAUGCCUGUCACACGGUGCACAGGCCUCACCAAAAAGGACAUGCUGCUCAACGAUACGCUGCCUGUCAUCAAGGUGGACCCGGAGACGUUCGAUGUCACCGCCGAUGGCCAGCUCAUGGCAUCGGAGCCUGCCACGCAGGUGGCCCUCUCAGUCGGCACGGGUAUAUUUUAG
Molecule: messenger RNA, 2436 nt
Organism: Malassezia restricta
Lineage: Eukaryota; Fungi; Basidiomycota; Malasseziomycetes; Malasseziales; Malasseziaceae
Product: urease
Exons: 1
Coding region: 1-2436 (811 amino acids)
Biological process (GO): urea catabolic process
Cellular component (GO): urease complex
Molecular function (GO): nickel cation binding; urease activity
Source: RefSeq, a predicted model, not a curated record